CAACUUGCCAGAGUCUGGUGGUGGAGUGGUGCUUGCUCACAUCAUCAGCACCGCCUUUUGCUGCCUUGCUUGUGGUCACAUCAACACAUUCGACGAAGAAGAUGUCCAAGGUGACAGUGCGCUGCACGGAUGUUCGGGCCGAAAGUGUGAGGUCUAUUCGAGGCAUUCGAACAGCGCAGACGCUGCACCUGUAUGCGUGUGUCAUCCAUCCCUGCUUCAUCAACAGCCUUGGGCGUGCACUUCAAGAUCCAGAGCGCGACCUGGAUGAGCUCCUCCUGUGCGAUUGCGACUUUGCCGACAACGCCUUCCCCGAGCUUCUCAAAGCCCUCGAUCGCGUGAGGCACCAUAACCCACUAAAAUUUCUUCUCUUGGAAUACAGUGGCAUCCACUCUCCCGGCCCCUUUACGGCACACGAGCUCACGUGCCUCCUCCACAGCGUGCAGCGGCUCCGCCUCUCUGGAGGCAGUCUCCUGGCCAGAGACCUCCGUGCCAUCGGCGCCCCAACACCACCAGCCACCGACCCAACACAGCCCUCGCCCUCGUCGCAAUCACGGUCGCCGUUCGCAGCCGUGCUGCAAGACCUCGCCCUCGACAACAUUCGCCUGGUUGACGAUGAAAGCGACACGGACACCGCAGAUGACACCCACCCUGACGCAGACCACCAACACCAACGCGGUCGUCCGCACAACCUAGCCAGCAUAGCGAGUGCAAUUGCCCAUCACCAGCACCAGCAGCAACACGGCAUCUCAGGCGAUGACGCUCACACAUCACGCGCACCUGCAUCACAAGCUCCACUGUCAUCAUCACCAGCAUCAACCGCGCCCACCAGGUGCGCUGCAGCUGCACUGGGCGAUGCGCUGCUCGCUGUCUGCCCGCAUAUCCACCGCCUCGAUUUACAAUACACGCGACUCAGCACCAACGGCGCACAGCGGCUGCUGGCGCGUGUGUGCAGGCUGGCCCGUCUCACCCACCUCACCAUCAACUGGUGCGACGUACCCGGGCAGGCAGCGUGCCGUGGCCUCUUCAACCCCGAGGCGCCGGCGCCACCACAGCUGCAGCUGCUGAGUGUAGACGUCACCUCGUGGCCGCGCGAAUGCUGCAGCAACGUUACAGCGUGGCUCGCCCGGGGUCACCCCUGCCUCCAGCACUUGUCCAUCCACCGUGAGGACGUCGUGUUGCGUCCAGAGGGCCGCGAGCAUCGGCACGAGUGGUACACCUCCAUUGCGCGCGCAUCCCUGCAGUGCCCGCACAUGUCCGCCCUGCAGCUGCCAACGUGGAACGACGACGCGACUGAAGACGUUGCCGAGGCGCUCGUUGCGGUGGUCCAGAGCGACACAGUCCGCGCCGGGCGUGUUGCUGCGCAUCGCGUCGCCAUGACGGGUCGGCUGUCACGCAUGGACGCGGAGGUGAUUGCAGAGUACCUUCCCAUCUUGCACUGCAUGUGUACGCGCGAUGAUGCAGUCGCAUGCACGAAGGACGGGCUGCUGCGUCUGCUGCGUGGGCUGCCGGAGUGGCGGGUGCUGGUUGGCCUCGGCGCUGCCCAGAUCGUUCCCCAGCACGUCGCACAAGCCAUGCUGCCACCAAACAUGUGCUCGCCGCCGUGGGUGUGGCAGCGGCUGCAGCGCUUUGAUGCAACCGCACCAGUAGCUGUAACCACAACGACCAAUACGGAGACAGGGAUGGAGACAACCACGGUGACUGCAGAAACAUCAGAUACCAGGGGAGGAGCAGGAGAUGAGCACACAACGACUGCGACAACGCGGCAACGAUUGGGCAGCUUGAGGGUCACAAGUCAACGACAGCACGUGCCCACUCUACAACAAAUGUGCUGCCUUGCACUGCGAUGCCAAAUCAUGCAGUCUGAGGCGGACAUUGUGUCCGCAUUACCGAAGCUUCCCUUCCUCAACCUCCCAUCGGCUCGUGUCGAUUUUUUCUUCGGCAUUGACAUCCAACCCAUCUUGUAACAACAUCUUUCGCGUGA
Salpingoeca rosetta is the source of this 1981-nucleotide messenger RNA. RefSeq lists its product as uncharacterized. The transcript has 3 exons. Bases 102 to 1964 code for a protein of 620 amino acids. NCBI's taxonomy places the organism in Eukaryota, Choanoflagellata, Craspedida, Salpingoecidae. The record is from RefSeq and is a predicted model, not a curated record.